AUGUUCAGAGCGCACACAGGGGCGGGCUCUAACCUGUCGGAGCAGUUGGACUACAUGCUUUUACGACGACUGGGCGCCGCACUACGAACAGGAAAGUGUCAGCGUGCUGCUCUGUGUCGCCCCCUGUCGGACAUCUCUGUAAUGCAGUACCAGGGCCACGUGCAUACUGUCAGCCUGCUCAUCAAGCACUUCCGUGGGGACCCAGCUCAGGCUCGAGUCCUGGACGUGGCCUGUGGUACGGGACUUGUGGCCAAACAGAUGUCCCUCCUGGGCUUCCGUCACUUCGUGGGGGUAGAUGCCAGUGAAGGGAUGCUCAGAGAAGCUGAGCUCACACAGCUCUACGAGGACCUGCACCUGAGGACGCUGGGACAGCAGCCCCUGUCUGUGGGGGAGGAGGAGUUUGAUGUGGUGACCGUUGUGGCCGGCCUCUAUCCAGGCUUCAUCCCCGUUAGCGCAGUGAGAGAGUUCUGGGACGCCACCAAACCAGGUGGUCUGCUGUGCUUCUGCAGAGGCACGUACCUCCUGCCAGAGUACGUUUCUUACGACUCGCAGCUGGAGAAGGAGCUGAGGUCUCUGGAGGCCGGUGGUCUGAGCACUCGUGAGGCGGAGGAGAACAUCCCACAGUACAUCCUGAACUCUCAGAGGAAAGACCAGGACCCAGAGAACCCAGACUUCAUCCCAGGCACGGUCUGUGUGUUCAGGAAGUCGGCAAAGAAAGGGACUACGAUCAUGUGA
This is a messenger RNA of Knipowitschia caucasica, 735 nucleotides long. Lineage: Eukaryota; Metazoa; Chordata; Actinopteri; Gobiiformes; Gobiidae. The record is from the annotation of a GenBank genome assembly.